GUUCACCGUUGCUAUGGAAACACAGAAAAGCUUUACCGGAAAAUAGCUGAUAGGGAGUUUAUGACAAGUUAUUACAGCUGGCUAAUAAGUAAACACAAACUGUUAACUAAACAAGUAAAUAGUAUAUAGAAGUAGUAAUCACUGAAAAAAAAUCGACGAUGCAUCCUGAACCCAUCGAAUCCGGUGAGGUGGAAGAAGAGAGUGGCGAGGACUCCAGUACGACCCUGCAAGCUGGAGAUGCAGAAAUAUUGCUGAACGCAAUGUCAACAACUUACAGUAAACUAGAGGAGGCCCCCACGGCGAACUGCAGCCCCCUGCCAAACGAUUUCGAAGGAGACCGUUGUGUGUCCUCACAUACAGAAGUCGACAAACUCAUACAAGCCCAACAACAAGAGAAAAAGGAAAAGGACUCAGGUCCAAGAAUGACAAAGACAUUUCUGAAGGACCACUGCAAACAAAAUAAACUCUACAUGACACCUCGAUUGAAUGACACACUGUAUUUGCACUUCAAAGGCUUCUCCACUAUAGAGAAUCUGGAGGAGUACACUGGGCUGAAGUGUCUCUGGCUGGAGUGCAACGGGCUGCUGCGCAUCCAGAACCUGCAUGCCCAAACAGACUUACGCUGCCUCUUCCUCCACCAGAACCUCAUACACAAUCUGGAGAACUUAGAACCACUCAGCAAGCUCUGCACCCUCAAUGUCUGCAACAACUACAUACGCACCAUCGAAAACAUUGCCUGCCUCCCUGAUCUGGGCACCCUGCAGAUAGCCCAUAAUAAGCUGCAGACAGUGGGAGACGUGGAGCAUCUGAGUCAGUGCCUCUCCCUCAGUGUACUGGACAUGUCCCACAACCUGCUGGAUGACCCAGACAUCCUCACUGUGCUGGAGAGAAUGCCUGAACUGCGUGUGCUGAACCUGAUGGGAAAUGAAGUGAUAAAGAAAAUCCCAUACUACAGGAAGACUAUGAUCAUACGUCUAAAACAGCUCACGUACCUGGAUGACCGGCCUGUGUUCCCAAAGGACAGGGCAUGUGCGGAGGCGUGGGGGACAGCGGGUCCAGAGGGGGAGCGCAGGGAGAGGGAAUCAUGGCAAACACGAGAGAGAAGGAAGAUCCAGGACAGUCUGGACGCCAUGGCAACCAUCAGAGACCAAGCCAGGGAGAGACUGCGAGUCAGAGAGCUGCAAGAGAGAGGGGAGUAUGAGACCACUACAACUCCAGAACUUGAGAGCCCCAGUGAAAAGAACCAGAACCAGAAUCAGAGCCUGGGCUGGGAGGAGAGGAUUCAGGCAUUUGUGGAGGACAGUCUGGAGGCCCAUGAAGAGUUCCUACAGACACAGAGAGAACAGCCAGAAAAGGAGGAGCUAGGGAAUGAACAGCCACUGAAGAAGCAGCUAGACAGAGAACAACCAGAAAGAGAGUAUCCGGAGAGAGAUCAGCUAGAGAGAAAGCACCAAGAGGGAGAUCAGCUAGAGAGAGAAGACCAAGAGGGAGAUCAGCUAGAGAGAGAGCACCAAGAGGGAGAUCAGCUAGAGAGAGAGCACCAAGAGGGAGAUCAGCUAGAGAGAGAGCACCAAGAGGGAGAUGAGCUAGAGAGAGAGGACCAAGAGGGAGAUCAGCUAGAGAGAGAGGACCAAGAGGGAGAACAGCCAGAUGGAGAGCAAGCAGCAGAACAAAGCUUAAAGGAAGAACUGUUAAACCAGUCAAAGAGAGAACAACUACAAAGAAGGCAGCCAAAGAGAGAGAAGUUAGAGAGAGAGCAGUCAGUAUGUGGCCAGCCAGAGUCUCAGACAGCUGGGGUGAUUGUAGAGCACGGUCCUGGACCAAUGGUGACUGAGCUAGAGGAGAGAGAGGACCUGGAGACCAUCCACCUGGAGCCACGCCCACCACUUCGUAUUGAUGAUCUCCCUGAUCUGGAGGAUGUGAAUGUUGAAGAUCCAGACAGCACCUGCAUCUUCUCCUCUCAGCAAGUAUUCCGGCCAAAGAUAGAGGUAAUUUCAGGAGACACCAACGAUGUAGAUCCAAUCAUACAUCAGAGUGGGACUGUGUGGAUCACAGAGACCACACCUACCUCAGAUCCAAGCUCAUCUUCACUGUUCAGGGUCUGUAACAACACGUCAAACAAAUCGCCCACCAAUCACCUGGUAGCAUUGGACCCAGAGGCGGGGGAUGCCCCAGAGCUGGUGAUAUCAGACCCUCAGGGAGAAGCCAGGCAGAGGCAGAGCCCUGAAGCCAGAAAACCAGGUUGUCUCAUUGAGGAGCUGGACUAACUCUGCAGAAGGCUGUGAUAGCAUUAACAACACUAGGUUUAGGUGUUCAAUCUGGGAAAGCCUUGUUUUGCUGAAUACAGGUACAAUGUAAGCACAGAGAGCUGCUAUGGAGCUAUUUUGCAGCCACGGGUUUACACCCAACACAUUUUCUGCACUAAACAAUUUUUUUUUUUUUUUUUUUUAGUUAUUCGUAGCUGUUCUGUUACUGGUUAUACUUUAUAUUCUGUAUUCUCAGGCUCAGUGUUCUAAAUUAAAUGUUCAUAAACUCCAUUCAAAUCCAUUCCAAGAUAAUCCCAGGCAGAUUAUAGCCAGGGCUCAUAAAAUAAAACGUUAUAGUACAGUAUGGGGAAUUUGUCUCAUUGCUUGUUACACAAAUACUUAAAAUAUACCACUAGGUGGCACUUAAGUACCAAAUGUGCGCCUCAUAUGUGCAAUAGACUGGCCCAUUCUUACAGAAAAUAAAACAUAAAAAACAAAAACAAGUUUAGAAAAUAGAAUAAUGAUGAUGAUGAUCAUGCAGAAAUGUGAACCUAACGAACAGUUAUUUUGUCAAAGUCUUUGCGAGUUUUAGUAGUAGGAUUAUUACAGACCUGCUAAUUUAAAAACACAUAGAAUCUCUUCUUUCUCAUUUAAUAUACCCUGGACUGGGGGUGAGAUUUCAGGGCCAAGUGCUCAGGUCAAAUACUGGUCACAGGGAGACUAGAGAAUAGAUUUUAGUAGAUUGGGUCUUUUAAAUAAAGGUACCAAAAAGAGGAUUAACAAAAAAUAUAUCCACCUGUCUCUUCAUCUCUCUCGUCAUAGCCACACGCAUGCACAAAUGGCAUUGUCUACUGUUCUCUAAAUCUUUGUUUCUGUUCAUGACCAUGUUCACAUCAUAAUUCACCAUCUCUUCAUGUUUCCUCCUCCCUAUACCCCUCCUCCCUCCCCUACUCUGACACAUGGGCUGUCAGGGUGCAUUGAGGGAUGCUGGGCAGGAACAAAGACAGAUUAAAUUGAUCUGCUCAUGACCUUCUGUUAUGAAAGGAUUUAAGAGCAAAGAUUACAAACACACACACACACACACAUUGCACGUUACAUGCUACACCAUACAUAUUAUUGUUAAUAUAUUUUAUUACAAAUGAAUGCAUGAAUUAUUAUUCAAUCUAACUGUUGGGAUCAAUCAGAUGUGUGUCUGAUUUCACAUCUUACAAUUGAAUAAAACAAAGCAUGCACCCCUUAAAGCAACUGCUCUGAGCAACCUCACAUGAAACUAUGAAAACAAACAUGUAAGUGAAGUGCAGCUUCUGAUAUCAUUUUUACAUUAUGAUGAAUCAUUACAUAAUAAGUCCACAGGCACAAUGUGUGUGGUGGCUAUUCCGUGCCCAGUGCCCACACAGGCAAUGCAAGAAUCAAUGAUUGGGGAAUAUAGGGAUUUAGUCAGCUGGUGGCUGAGUAAAAUACAUUUUGUACAGGUGAACUCUUAUAGCUCAUAUAAAAACACGAAAGUGGCUGGCCCGCCCCCAAAGUGACUUAUCAACUGUAUGCAAGGAUUCCUCUGUGUUGUCUAAGGAAUUCAGAAUUAUCUGACCAACCCCCAUCUCACCAACCCCCAUUGUCACACCUCUGGGUAGCAGAGGUUCUGUUGUCUUUACAGGUCUGAUAUCUGAUUGGAAGUUCAUUUUACAAUAAUGCUACUGAUCAACAACUCAGAUUCUGAAUCCGAACAACUAAAAUGUUAUAAAAGGUCUUAAAUUCAUUCUUUCUAUUUUUUGUUCCUGAACUGCUGUGGUGAGAUACUUCGUCUUUCUUUCUUAUUUUCUCCCUCUCCCAUGAGCUAUGUGCCAUGGCUCCAGCUAUGGUUUCUUUGUCUCUCUCUCUGACCAUGCCUAGAAUGCUUGCUAAUGCUUUGUAACUUAAGCUUUAUGUCUUGUA
Oncorhynchus mykiss (rainbow trout) is the source of this 4178-nucleotide messenger RNA. RefSeq names its product dynein axonemal assembly factor 1. Lineage: Eukaryota; Metazoa; Chordata; Actinopteri; Salmoniformes; Salmonidae. Gene Ontology annotation, cellular component: axoneme. Gene Ontology annotation, molecular function: protein binding; dynein complex binding. The record is from RefSeq and is a predicted model, not a curated record. Gene Ontology annotation, biological process: axoneme assembly.